AUGGCAUCAUCUAGUUAUAUUAUAAAAGACAUUGACAAAUUGACCGAUGAUCAAAUUUUGGAGGAAUUGUUUGGAGAUUCGGAGCAAACUGAGCUCACAUUCACAAUUCCUGCCGAUAGUGACUUGGACUCGUCUGACGAAGAUGAAAGUGCCCAGGGAGGUGAGAAUCAAAUUUUUUCAAAAAUGAAGUUGAGGAGUAAAAAUGUUGUUCAAGCUGAAGGUGAAGAAGAUGAAUCUCAUGAAAAUAUACAGGAAUUGAACCCAGAACCUCUAUCACAUCGAGCUGGUCCAUCACAUCAAGCUAAUCCAUCACAUCGAGCUGGUCCAUCAUGUCAACCGGAAAAUAUACAGGAAGUAGACCCUCAACCUGGCCCAUCACACCAAGGUGAUACAUUGCAUCAACAACCUCGACCUACAAGGAACACACAGAGGAGGACUACCAAUUGGGAGGGGAAAGAAUUUGUGCCACCAGACAUCCAAUUCACUGGAGAAACCCUUCUCCCUGAAGAAAUAAUGCAGUUAGAAACUCCAUACCAAUUUUUCAGCUAUUUCUUCAACGAGGAACUUCUAGUGAAAAUCUGUGAGCAAACUCUCUUAUAUAGUGUUCAAAAAGACCCUGCUCAUCCUUUUGAGAUUCAGCCAAACUUGCUGAAAAAGUAUAUUGGAAUUCUAAUUUUCAUGUCAAUUGUAAAAAUGAACAAUGUAAGGAACUAUUGGAGCAAAAACAUUGGCCAUCCAUUAGUCAUGAAUGUGAUGGGAGUGAAUAAAUUUGAAGAGAUAAAAAAAAAUCUACAUCUAAAUGACAAUUCUACUGCUCUACCUGUGACUGACCCCAACCACGACAGACUUCAUAAAAUACGACCUGUAAUAGAUCAUCUCAGAAAAAAGUUUGACAGUGUGCCCAAAGAGGAAAAUCUUUCGGUUGAUGAACAAAUAUGUGCAACUAAGGUGAGACAUUAUAUGAAACAAUACAACCCCAUGAAGCCGCACAAAUGGGGCUUCAAAGUUUUCGUGCUUAGUGGAAUUUCAGGUUUCGCUUAUAACUUCGAAUUCUAUUCUGGCCAAGAAAAUGUUGUGCUUCCUGGUGAGCCAGAUAUUGGUGCAUCUGCCAAUGUUGUUGUUCGACUGGCAAGAUCUGUACCAAGAAAUAAACAUUUCAAAAUUUAUUUUGAUAAUUGGUAUACAAACCUGCCUUUGCUUGUGUAUCUAGAACAAGAAGGAAUCCAUUCCAUUGGAACAAUUCGACGCAAUAGAUUCCCUGGUAUCUCAAUACCAGCAGAGAAAGAUUUGAAAAAAGAACCAAGAGGAACAAGCCAUGAGAGCGUAGGAAGUGUUGAUAAUAUAAAUGUUGUAGUCGUUUCUUGGAAUGACAACAAAAAUGUUCUCCUUGCUUCUACAUUUGUUGGAGAACAGCCUCUGGGGAAAUGUAAGAGGUAUGUAGCUGCUAAGAAAGAGAAAAUAGAAAUACCGAGACCUGCAAUAGUCCAGGAGUAUGUGAAGUUCAUGGGUGGCGUAGAUCUCUUAGACAGCUUGAUUGGAUAG
Molecule: messenger RNA, 1542 nt
Organism: Nilaparvata lugens (brown planthopper)
Lineage: Eukaryota; Metazoa; Arthropoda; Insecta; Hemiptera; Delphacidae
Product: piggyBac transposable element-derived protein 3-like
Exons: 1
Coding region: 1-1542 (513 amino acids)
Source: RefSeq, a predicted model, not a curated record